AUGCUGCCGACAACAAUCCGAUCGCCGCCCGCAGAGGCAGACUACACGCCCCUGGCAGAGUAUCAGUCACAGACGCCGGAAUCUUUCACCGAUGGAAAGCCAAUUCUACACUACCAUCUCGCCGGCGCAAAGGCGACAAUCCCGCGGUCACAAUGCGGCAGCCUGGCCGUCUUUCCCCAGGAUACUGCUGCGGCGCCAAACGACUCAAGUGAGGGAGAAGCUUCCGAGGAGCUAGCAGAGCAAACUGUUGAUGUUUUUGCGACUUCAGAAAACUUCAUCAUCUUCAGCCACCAAGCCGAAGCCGGCGUCUCGAUCCCCUACCCUUCCAUCUCUAUUCACGCUCUCAAAACGGUCGAGAGCUCGCAAGCCGUCUGGAUGCAGCUGGACCUCGCCGACGGCGGCAUUGACGACUCCGACUUCCAGACUGUCGAGCUCACCAUCAUCCCACCAACCUCCUCCGAAGCCAAUUUGGCGCAACAGCUGUACGACGCCAUGGCCAAUUGCUCCGAUCUACAUCCUGACCCCGAAAAUGAGGAAGACGACGACAAUGAGUAUGACCGCAUCGUCUUCGAGGGAAACGCAGGUCACGAGGCCAUUGAGGGCUUCACUGGCGUUUUACGCGGUGUCGCGGAUGGUGGGCUGCCACCUCCUAUGCCUGGUAGCGGCGGUUGGAUCACGGCGGAUAACGUACACGAGUACUUCGACGCGGAUGGCAACUGGAUAGGUGGAGAGCAGGAGGGAGAGGAAGAGCCUGAGGAGCUCGGAGAAGGAGCUGGUAGAACCCGCCCACGAGACGAGCUUGAGAAGGAAGAUGCCGUCAACGGACACGAUUCAGCUGAGGAUCCGGAGAGCAAGCGGCCAAGGGUAGAUAAUGGAGACAGCGCGUAG
Molecule: messenger RNA, 888 nt
Organism: Trichoderma aggressivum f. europaeum
Lineage: Eukaryota; Fungi; Ascomycota; Sordariomycetes; Hypocreales; Hypocreaceae
Exons: 2
Coding region: 1-888 (295 amino acids)
Biological process (GO): spliceosomal snRNP assembly; mRNA cis splicing, via spliceosome
Cellular component (GO): cytosol; spliceosomal complex; pICln-Sm protein complex
Source: RefSeq, a predicted model, not a curated record